This is a messenger RNA of Sesamum indicum (sesame), 3039 nucleotides long. Its product is annotated as putative late blight resistance protein homolog R1B-8. Gene Ontology annotation, biological process: defense response to other organism. Gene Ontology annotation, molecular function: ADP binding. The record is from RefSeq and is a predicted model, not a curated record. NCBI's taxonomy places the organism in Eukaryota, Viridiplantae, Streptophyta, Magnoliopsida, Lamiales, Pedaliaceae.
AUAGUAUGAAUUGUUAAGGCUUCAAAAAAAAAAGUCAUUUCCUUUGCAGAACAGUACAGUUGGGAUUUCUUCCCAAAGUCCAAGCGGCCAAACACGGCGACUUGGAAAAAUACUUCAGCUUUUCUCACCAGUUUUUGUGUUUAUUGAUCAGAGAUGGCUUAUGCUGCAGUGGUUUCUCUUGUGCAGAUUCUAGAGCCUUUGAAAUCUGAUCAAUUUCUUAUCAAAUCUCUCCAUGACAACUUCUCUUCCUUGCAAUCCUCUCUUGAAAGAAUCUAUCCUGUGCCGAGAAGAAGCAAGGAUCAUGCAGAUCAACUGGAAAUCGACAUUAGAGAUGCAGCCUAUGAAGCUCAAGACCUCAUUGAAUCCUGGAAAAUCCGUUCAUCGGAAUCUGAAGAAAUCCCCUUGCAAGACCUGCAGGAACUAAUAUCGAAACUUGAUCGCAUCGCGGAUUCGGCGAAGGGCGUCGUAGAUUCCAUCGGGCAUAGAACAGAUCAGGACCACCAGAAAGGCGAGUUGUUGUCUGAGGAGGCUCUGUCUACUAAAUCCACUUAUAGUAGCAAGAGUGGUAGGAUUGUGGGACAGGAAAAAGACUUUCAGAAGAUAAAAGAUCUGCUCCUUGGAGGCAAAGAGCAGCUGCAAGUUGUACCCAUCACCGGACUGCCUGGAAUCGGCAAGACUACUCUUGCUAGAAGUCUUUAUGAUGAUGAAGAUAUGGAGCAGAAAAAGAUCUUCCAGGUUCGUUCCUGGGUGACGGUAUCUCAAGAAUCUCGUCCUGGAGAUAUCUUAUCGAAUCUCCUCAGUUCCAUAGAAAUUGUGGGUCAAAGGAGGGAUGCCACGGACUCCAUAAAAAAGAUGGGUGAUAGAGCGAACGAAGAUAGUGCCGCGCAGUUAGGCGUUAAUCUGCAUCAAAGAUUAUUCAAUGUCAAGUAUUUCAUCGUGAUAGAUGACAUGUGGGAGAAUAAAGUUUGGAAUGAGGUUAGAAACUACUUACCAGAUAAUAAGAAUGGAAGUCGGAUUCUUCUUACUACAAGAAGUGCAGAGGUUGCAAAAUACGUCAACGAUAAAAUUCAGCAUCAGAUGGAACCUCUAAAUGAGAAAGAUAGUUGGAUAUUACUAUGCGACAAGGCGUUUGAAGAUGGGAUUUGCCCGCCUCAUUUGGAGGAAGUCGGCAAGGAGAUUUCAAAACAUUGUGAUGGUCUUCCCCUUUCUCUUACGGUGGUUGGUGGGCUACUCUCCCAGAAAAGAAAGAAGGUAGAAGAUUGGGAAUUUGUUAAAGAAGACAUAUAUGCUGCUGUUGAAAAUGCUGAUCGUAAGGAAAACCGCUACUUAGAGAUUUUGUCUCUGAGUUACAAUCACUUGCCUGGCAGGUUGAGAGGAUGUUUCCUUUACAUGGGUGCUUUCCCUGAAGAUAGUGAGAUUCUCGCUUCCAAGCUCAUCAAGUUAUGGGUUACUGAAGGUUUUCUAACAACUCCAGCGUCAGGCAGCUUGGAACGGGUUGCAAGGCACUCUUUGAAUGAGCUUAUUGAUCGAAAUCUCAUUUCAAGACGCAGGGUCACUUCUGACAGUCAAAUUAAAACUUGUGGGGUGCACGACAGUUUGCGGGCUCUAGCUGUGGAAGAAUCUCGGAAGCAGAAGUUCUUUUUUAGCAGAUACAGGUAUGUCCAAGACCUCCCAGAAGGCUCAGACAGGCUAAGGCGUCUAUCCGUUCAUAAAAACAUUCUCAUGUGCUUGGAAAAUGUUUACAACUCCACCAAAUCCAUUAAAUCUGCACGCACUCUUCUUUACGCCGGCCCUCAUCAUCAUCAUCCCUUCCCAUUCCCGUUAACUUUUGACCUCCUGAGGGUGUUGGAUGCUCUUACACUCUACUUCAUCGAGUUCCCAAAAGAAGUAGUUGCAUUGAUUCACUUGAGGUACCUUUCUCUUACAUACAACGGCAAGAUUCCCUCUUCAAUAUCCAAACUACGAAAUCUCCAGGUCCUGAUUGUUCGCCAGCAUCCAAAAAUCAUAUUUUUGGGUGCAUCAAUUCUGCCCGUGGAGAUCUGGAACAUGCCACAAUUAAGGCAUCUCCUGUUUACAGAAAGUAAUUUGCCUAGUCUUCCUGGUUUAGAAAUUGAUGCAAACGACUCUGUACUCCUUAAAAACCUUCAGUCUCUUUCAGACGUCCAUGCGGCUUGCUGCAUAAAAAACGUUCUUCGACACGUUCCCAACUUGACAAAGUUGGGAACUUGGGUUGAAGAACCAAGUGAUGUACAUCUUUGUCUUAACCAGCUUGAGAAACUUGAAUCUUUCAAAUUCAUUGUCCUGAAUCCCAUCCCUAACCCUGAGAAUAACUUCCUGCCAAAGCUUGUUUUCCCAAAAACAUUGACAAAGUUAACUUUAAGUGGUUGUGGAUUACAUUGGGAAGACAUGGCAAUUAUUGAAGAAUUGCCAAAUCUUGAAGUGUUGAAGCUGCGUGAGUUUGCUUUCCAAGGUCCAAAAUGGGAUUUGGAAGAAAUGUUUUUUCCUGAACUGAAGUUCCUUCUUCUUGAGGCCCUGCAGCUGCAGAUAUGGACUGCUUCUGAUGACAACUUCCCAAGCCUGGAACGCCUGAUUAUUAGGCACUGCUAUGAAUUGGAGAAAAUCCCUCCAGAAAUUGCAGAAAUAGGACCCCUUCGACUGAUCCAAUUGGUUGACUGCAGUCCUACUGCUGUGGCUUCGGCACAGGAAAUUAAGAAGGACAAGCAGCGCACCAAAAAGGACCUUGAAGUUCGCAUCCAUUCUUCAUGGGCAUAGUUUAAGUGACUAAGAAGAAUGCUAACAACGGAACGGAAAAUUCUUACUCGGUCUGGGUUCGAAUUUUCCGACAGGAACGCCUUAUCAUGAUUCUGAAGUUUUAUGAGUAUCUGGCAACGCCGUCUGUUAUUGCAUUUGGCUGUAUGUUUUCUUUUUUCAUUGUUAUUGAGACUGAAACAUUAAUCUGAUUUGAUGGUUUCAUUAUGAGAUGUUACAAUAAACAGGAGAUGCUUUCACUUUCAACAUUUGAACAUUUAUCCUGAUUAA